ACAGCUUCUUGUAACGUCCGUUUACAACUCGACUUUUACAUGGUCGCUAAAAGAGCAUCGAAUUAACAAUAUAUUGCACUAAUUCUACACAGAGUUAAUUGAAAUACUUUUUUUGCUAUUGGUGCUUUUAGUGUUUGCAGUUAUAAAGAAAUAUUUUGAAUAGAAAGCUUAUCGUGAAAUUAGUUAAACUGGGACAGUGUAUGGACAAAACCGCUGCGGCAAAAACACAAUCAGCAAAUGUUCUGUGUUCAUUAGAUUUAUUCUGCGGAUAAUUGAAACGGCACCGAAGGACAACGCAAUAUCAAAAUGAGGAGUUUCACGUUUUUUACAAUUUUCCUUGUAAUUUACGUCAAUGGCACCGCAGCAGCGCGCUCCAGAAUGCCAGCCCAGCCGAUUAAGCUGUACUACUUGCCGCCCUCCCCGCCGUGCCGGGCGGUCAUGAUGCUGGCGAAGGUCAUGGGGCUGGAGCUAGAUCUGGAGAUCACAAACAUCAUGAUUGGAGAACAUAAGACUCCUGAGUUUUUAAAGAUGAAUCCGCAGCACACGAUACCAACGAUGGAUGACAAUGGAUUCAUUCUAUGGGAAAGUCGAGCAAUAAUGGCAUACUUGGUGAACGCGUAUGGGCGUGACGACUCUCUGUACCCGAAAAACCCUCGGCUCCGAGCGCUUGUCGACGCUCGACUGAACUUUGACCUGGGAACACUCUUUCUUCGAUACUUAAAUCUAUAUGCUCCCAUGCUAUUUCAUGGUGAGGAGUAUAAUGAAGAAAGUGCGGCCAAAUUAGACGAAGCACUGGGGUGGCUGAACUCCAUGCUAGAAGGACGAGCCUUCGUCGCCGGGGACAAUAUGACUAUCGCCGACAUCACAAUUGUGGUCACUUUAACUAAUCUUGAUGCACUCAGCUACGACUUCAGUGCCCACGACAAUGUGACGAAAUGGUUCGAAAGGAUGAAGAAGGCUUUGGAGCCCUACGGAUAUAAAGAUAUAGACUACGAAGGCGCACAAGUAUUAGCCUCUUUCAUAAAGAAAAAUUAAAAAGAUCGCACAUAAAAGUACGGUAGGUACAAUUUUAAUAAUUAAGCAUUGUUAAUAUAUUUUCGUACUUCAUGUUAAAAUUUAAUAAAAUAUAUGGAUAGAGAAGAAUAAAAAUCAGUAAUGUAACUAAUGUAAUGUCCGUAUAGGUAUCAAGGUAUUCCCGAGUGUAACGUUAGUUUAGUUUCGUUUCUGGUAUUCUAAUUUUCUAAUUGUAAACCAAAGCACAAUUAAUAGUAAAUAUGCAAUAAAGAAGGUAACGGUGCAAUAAAGAAUAUUUAUUCUCUUUAUUUCUUUCUCUUCUUAAGUUAGGAUUUUUUAUAAUAUGAGCAUGAGAUGAAAAUACAAAAAAUACAUACAAAAACAAUACAAAAUACAUAUUAUAAAAAAACCUAACCUAGGGUGUCGCCAGCAGCGGGGCAGGGCUCCAGCUGCCGGUGGUUAGUUACAAUUUCAUAACUGACGAGCGUGGGUGUAGAAUACGGUGUGUGGUGAGCAGUAGCCGGACCAUCCGAUCCAGGGCAUCCAGCUCGGUAUUAUUAUAGUAAUAGAAAAACAAAUAGAAUAUGUAAAACAAAUAUAACAUAGUGAAAAUAAAACACACCGACUAAGGUUACGACAUAAAACGCAACACAAAGUACACAAACACUACUAUAGAAUGUUGAAGUACAAUUACAAUGCCCAUUUCAUUUGUUAAUUCCGGAAUCGAAAUAAAGCCAGUUUAUGUAAUAGACAAUAUGUCCUGUUACAUUUCUCAAUAAAUGUUUAUAAAAACUA
Molecule: messenger RNA, 1809 nt
Organism: Cydia pomonella (codling moth)
Lineage: Eukaryota; Metazoa; Arthropoda; Insecta; Lepidoptera; Tortricidae
Gene: GSTd1
Product: glutathione S-transferase D7-like
Exons: 7
Coding region: 307-1035 (242 amino acids)
Biological process (GO): glutathione metabolic process
Molecular function (GO): glutathione transferase activity
Source: RefSeq, a predicted model, not a curated record